Messenger RNA from Conger conger (European conger), 7225 nucleotides. Its product is annotated as A disintegrin and metalloproteinase with thrombospondin motifs 8-like. The transcript is spliced from 9 exons. NCBI's taxonomy places the organism in Eukaryota, Metazoa, Chordata, Actinopteri, Anguilliformes, Congridae. The record is from RefSeq and is a predicted model, not a curated record. Bases 286 to 3138 code for a protein of 950 amino acids. Gene Ontology annotation, biological process: proteolysis; extracellular matrix organization. Gene Ontology annotation, molecular function: zinc ion binding; metalloendopeptidase activity.
AACAUGUGUUAGCUCAUAGAUUAGCUGCUUCACACUAUAUUAGCUUCAAUACAACUUGCAGAAUCAUAUUUUGAAACGGAAACCAAUUUGGAUGUCUAAUUCAACCGCCUUUCAAUUAAGAAACUGAACUUGCGCUACAUUUUUACAAAGUUAUGGACCUUCUGUAUACAAGUAGACAUUGCUUGCAUUCACAUAAAUUAUUUUAUAGGCUGCAUUAAAACUUACCUACUUGAACAUUUCCUUAAAUAAGACAUUGCUCAUUUGCGUAUUGUCUUCGUUUUUAAAAUGUGUUCAGCGUUGCAUAUUACUUUGUUAACUUUGUCAAUAUACAGCAUUGCUCGUUCUGAGUUGCUAGAAUCCGAGGACAUUAUACCUAUCAGGGUAACUAGUCGGAGAAACGGCGGUCGUCCGUGGAAAAGAGACCAGGAACUCAGUUUCAGUCUCACUGCAUUUGGUAAAGACUUCACGCUUCACUUGACUCCGGAUGACAGGUUCCUAGCUCCGACCAUUAGGGUCCAGCGCAUCAAAUCGAAACGUCUUUCUUCACUAUUAGAUGCAUUUAACACAAGGGAGACAGGGACGCAAUCUGACAGUAACAAUAUCAACGAUGUUAACCACAACAAGGACAUUGAAGAAGAUCUGAAAAGUUGUUUUUAUUCGGGAACCGUAGAUUUCAAGCAAGACUCCUUAGUUGCUGUCAGUCUGUGUCGUGGGAUCCAAGGAUCGUUUGUGACAGAUGGAGACGAGUAUCUGAUUGAGCCUAAAAGGUCUGGAAUUGGCAAACUGAAGAAAACCAUCAAGCAGCUGCACGUUAUUAAAAGAAGAGUUUCCACCAACACGCGUGGGGCUACAACUACAUUCGACCAAUUGAAAGAUGAAACAUACGGGAAAUCAGAAAGAAGCGCAUUCUCCUUUGGUGAGAUGAAUGGUCAAACGCGGAAUAGGCAGAAACGUUUUGUUUCUGCAGCGAGAUAUGUCGAGACGUUGGUGGUGGCAGACUCCUCAAUGACACGUUUCUAUGGAGAUGAGAUAAAGCACUACAUCCUGACCCUGGUUGCCAUGGCAGCACAGAUCUACAAGCACCCUAGCCUGAAGAACUCAGUCAGCAUGGUGGUGGUGAAGGUGUUGGUGGUUGAGGACGAGGAUGUGGGGCCAGAGAUCUCCAGCAAUGGCGGCGUGACUUUACGCAACUUCUGCAACUGGCAACAGCUCUUCAACCCCUCCAGUCACCGACACCCGGAGCACUAUGACACUGCUGUCCUCUUCACCAGAAAGGACAUCUGUGGACAUCAGAGUUGUGACACUUUGGGGGUUGCUGAUGUGGGUACCAUGUGUGACCCCAAAAGAAGCUGUUCUGUCAUCGAAGACAACGGGCUCCAAGCUGCAUUCACCUUGGCCCAUGAGCUUGGCCAUGUGCUCAGCAUGCCACACGAUGACUCCAAGACCUGCGAAUGGCUGUUCGGGAACCAGGGGGGACACCACCUGAUGGCCCCCUUCUUUGUCCACCUCAAUAAGACCCUGCCCUGGUCCCCGUGCAGCGCCCUCUAUAUCACCGAGUUCUUCGAUAGCGGACAUGGGGACUGUCUGUUGGAUGUGCCGGGCAUGACUGUGCCUUUGCCUGCCGAGGUGCCGGCCCGCGCUUUCAGCCUGGACGUGCAGUGCCAGCAGGUGUUCGGGGGGGAGCUCGAACACUGCCCCAACACCUCCGACACGGACGUCUGCAGCAAGCUGUGGUGCAGGGAGAGAGGGCAGCUGCAGUGCCUCACCAAGAACGGGAGCCUGGCCUGGGCCGACGGCACGCCGUGCGGCUCCAACAGGACCUGCCUGAACGGCGUCUGCGUGGGAGCUGAGGAGGUCCUGCAGCCCAAGGUAGUUAUAGAUGGAGGAUGGGGGCCGUGGGGGCCUUGGGGAGAUUGUUCCAGAACAUGUGGAGGUGGAGUGGAGUUCUCCCACCGGGACUGCACCCACCCCGAGCCCCAGGACGGGGGGAGAUACUGCGAGGGACAGAGAGUCAAGUACCAGUCCUGCAACACUCGCCCCUGUGGGAACAAUAAGGGAAAAAGCUUCAGAGAAGAGCAGUGUGAGAAGUACAACUCUGUGGGUGACCUGGAUAUCCAUGGCAACAUCAGGCAAUGGAUUCCAAAAUAUGCUGGUGUGGCCCCCAGGGACCGUUGCAAGCUCUUCUGCAGAGUGCGAGGGGGCAGUGAGUUCAGAGUCUUUGAAUCCAAGGUAAUCGAUGGUACCACGUGUGGCCCCGACACCACGUCUGUCUGUGUCCUGGGCCAGUGUGUGAAAGCAGGCUGUGAUCGGGUGAUUGGGUCCAACCAAAGACUAGACAAGUGUGGUGUGUGUGGAGGGAAUGGCUCCAGCUGCAGGAAGGUGACUGGCUCCAUGAACAAAGCCAUGUAUGGCUAUAAUGACGUUGUGACCAUCCCAGCUGGGGCCACCAACAUUGAUGUCAAGCAGCGCAGCCAUCGAGGAAUCAAACAUGACGGCAACUACCUGGCUAUCAAGGGGGAGACGGGCGGCUACAUCCUGAAUGGGAACUUCUCUGUUUCCACAGUAGAGCAGGACAUUCCCGUAUCAGGAGCUGUGCUGAAGUACAGUGGCUCUUCCACCACCCUGGAGCGCAUCCAGAGCUUCCAGCAACUGAGGGAGGCGGUGACUAUCCAGCUGCUGGCCACAGCUGGAGAUGCAACCCCACCCAAAAUCAAAUACACCUUCUUCAUCCCCAAAGAUGUCUCCUUCAGAAAACACAGUGAGAAGAAGGCCUCCCUGAAUGCCAUCCAGCCUUUCGGCACCUCUCACUGGGUCUUGGGGGAGUGGUCCGACUGCUCUAAGAGCUGCGGUUCCGGUUGGUCCCGGAGGACCAUUGAUUGCAGAGACGGCGGCGGUUUCCCCUCCCUCCUCUGUGACGAGCAGCUGAGGCCCAGCGACAUCAAGCCCUGCGGAGACUUGCCUUGCCCCAUCUGGCAAAUGGGGCCCUGGUCCUCCUGCUCUCGAACCUGCGGCCUCGGGCAGCGCCACCGCAGCAUCCACUGCCUGGACUACGCCGGGAAGAUAGUGGAGCCCAAGAGUUGUGACCCUGUCAAGAAACCCAAGCCAGCUGCUAUGGAGUGCCUUUACCAAGACUGCUGAGACCUGCACAGAGCCUGCUAAGUGCUGAGCCAAAUGCAGUGAAGGAUAGGGACGAGCAGAGUAAGGGAGUCGAAUGUUGAGGAGAACAAUGAAAUAAAGGAAUCAAAUUGCUAAGGACUAACCCACCUUGACCUGUGCCUCAGACAUAGGCUUGAGGGAAAAAAAAGGUGUAGAAUCUGCACUACUUGAUUUAAGCGAGGUUACAGAGUGUUGGACCGGUUUGAAAGAUUUACUAUUCUUUAUUCGUUUUCUUUAUGUUUUUUCAUGUUUUUCAAAACCACUAUUGAAGGUUCAGCCCAAUAGAUAUCUACCUCAGUUGAUGUGAAAAUUGUAUAUCAUAUCCAUAUAUUUAUAAUAUCAAUCCUUGGUAAACUGGAACAAAAGUAUUUUUUUGCACAAAUAUAUGAAAAUGUGUAAAAUUGUAAUGCUCAAGACACACCAAGUUACAGCAUACAAUGGCUUACAAAUGGUUUGUCCUGAUCUGUGCCUCGCCAAAAUGUUAAAUUUUAGGUCUACAGAGAGUUCCUUGGACUUCAUGGCUUGGCUUUUGUCCUGACAUGCAGUGUGAAUUGUGGAACCUUAUAUACACACAGAUGUGUUCCUUUCUAUACUAUGUCCAACUAAUUCAACUUGCCACAGGCACAGACUCCAAUCCAGUUCUAGAUGCAUCUCAAUAGUUUUCACUUCAUUGUUAUGAAGCCAGAGUAUGUUUUAUAAAUUUCCAAAAAUAAACUUGAUUCAGGACUUUAUAUUAGUGAGUAAGUAAAUUGAAUCAUUAAAAAUUGUUUGCGUAGGUCAACUACAUAUAUACUAUAUAUACUGCAUAUGGUGUAGUGUUGGCAGUGUUUGAAAUGUUAAAUAACCAUAUUAUGUAUUUGUGCAAAAACAGAUUUAUUUUUUAAUCAUAUUUUUGAUAUUGUUUAUCAAGGAUUUUAAUACAUUUGGAGUCUACAUAAAUAUAAAACAGUACUUAGGGUUAUUUAAAAAACAAAUUAUUAUCAUUCUAAAAUCCUUCUCUGCAAUUGUUUCUUUACUGAAUGAGAACAAAAUUGGGUGGGUUAUUCCUCAGGCAAGAAUAGAUGUGCGUAAUGAUGAGGCACUUAGAUGCAUUUUUCAGUGAAUGGUCAUGUGUGCGCAGAUCACCAUGCUUGCACCAAUGUAGAGUGUUAUAAUGUUUAUUUCUCCCUGGGAAAGUGUAUCCCACUCAAAUGCAAGUGCUGAUGGGAUUAUUUUGCACAAAGUAAGGUGCAAUGUGUGCAGUGAGAAUAUUGUCAAUGGCAUUAUACAGUCAGUGAACCUUAGUCACUAGCUGUUACAUUGUACCCAUGCAAUUGUAUUGCCUGGCGACUUGCUGAAGCAGAGUAGGCUACUACAGUACUUUGCCUGCCUCUGAGGUAGACAAACUGCCGCAUGAUUCAGCAUUGUAAGUAACACUGCGCUAAUUAUCACUCGGUCACUUUCGUUGUAAUGUCUGGUUUGCACAGGCACAACAUACUGACUUAAGUCAGUGAUGCAGCACCAAGCUGACAUGUAUCAUUGGUUCUGGGGCAUUCAUCAUGGAGCCAGUGUGCAUUCAUCAAUGUGAACAUAAAAGGAUAUUUUGGUAGCCUUGGGUAACAAAUGCAAACACUUGUUUUCGAAAUGUAGAAGUGACUGCCAAAGAGAAAGACAUAAGCAAAUCAAAAAUAAUUUGGCUAUUAGGGGCCUAUUGUUCUUUUGAUAAUACUGUAUUUUCUUUAUACCUUUAAAAAACAGCAGUGAAGAUCAUUCUGCUUCUAUCGUUUCCCUCUAAAAUGAACAUAGUCAAAACAAGAUAGAACCUAAAAUUUGAAAUUAUGCUCGACAGGAACGUUUUGCAUAUUGAACACACACAAAGUAUCAUCACAGUACUUUGGGAUGAAGCAAAACAUUGACUUACUAAAUUUGCACAGAAGUCAUGACUGUUUGCUAUGCUUGCAGAAUGGGAGUUUGUCAGUUUCUGACCAACCAAACUUUCUGGUGACCCUAGACAUUGACAUCCUUGCAUCUGAUACUUAUUUAUGAUGCUCUAUGGUGUGUAUAUUAGCAAUUGUUUGAAUGUAGUAAAAAAUAGUCGAGUGGUCUGGUAGUUAUGACGGUUGGUUCUUGAUGUAAGGUAAUAGAUAUUUAAGUUAAUUUCCAUACAGAAAGCUAAAAAAAAAAAAAAAAGAAUACACGUGUAAGGAGAUUCUCAUUUUGUUUCAAUGUGUCCUAUACAUUUUUAUAUAUUUGGUUAAACAUAUAUUAAUAAGAUUUUUUUUUUUUUCUUGAACUGUAUUUAAUGUAACAUCUAUAGAAAAAUAUUGCAGAUAUGCCUGAGCUUGCAGCACUCUAAUCUUUGAUCAUAUUUCUAAGGCGUUUAAACUAUGUUCAGAUGUUCUUACCUUUAUGAUAUGGUAAAUAGGACUUGGGAAAUCACUGAAUCUGUUAAGAUAUUGCACGUCAGACUGCAGCACUGAAAGUAAUCAUUCACUAUUUAGUCAGUUAGCUCCUUCCCUUUUGUGAGUAACAUACUUUUAGUUCAUUUGCAUCUAAUUAAGUUUGCUGAUCGGAUUUCUGAUAUCUGAUGUACUUUCAAACUGUACACAGUCAAACAGAAUGAAACUGUCAGAACAAGGUGCCGUUGCUCAUGAAAACAAAAGCUUUUACCGUAAAAAUGCUCAAAACUGUAUUUUGAAUACAGUUCUGUUUGAAAUACAAGGGAUUCUGGAAGGAAAGGAACAUUAUGCUGUGUCAAAGCAAUGUUUCUUUAUUUAUAAAUAUCUAAUACAUUUCCUGUAUCUAACCAAAUAGGACUUGCAAAGUUCCUAAUCAUGAAUAACAGCAGAUAUUGUGUGACAAACGUGUAUCUGUUAUCCUGUUGUGUUGUGAUAUUGUAAAUAGAUUUUUUUUUUUUAUUAUUCUGUAUUUUCUCAUUAGAAAUGUUUUGGCUUUUGUAUGUUUUUUUUUUUGUUUUUUUUUACUAUUAGUGUUCCUUUAGAUUAAGCUAUUUAUACAUAUUUGUUCCCAAUGACACAUUAUUAGUGAUAUAUCCAACUGUUAGAAUUUGAAUCACUCAGCCCAAAGCCAGAUCUAAAGCUUGAUUUUUCCUCAGCUUGUUAUAUUUAUGAUAAAACUGUUUUAGGUUAACUUUAUGAUUAUCUAUAUAGAUAGGACAUUAAUAUCCUUAUUUGGUGAUCUGGCAGUUGCCCAUAUAGGGGAAAAGAUACAGUAUACAAUGCAUGCCUUAAUAAGAAUACUGUAUAGGCGAACAUGCAUUUUUAAAUUAAUGUGUUGAAAUAUAGGAUAUGAAUACAUCUGUAACAAGUGAGAUAUUACGAGCCUUCGCUUUCGCUGCACUUCACCGUGCUGACUAGCGAACUAGCUGAGCUAACCCCGCUACACAUCCACCAAACCAACCACCUUUACUGAAAUCCACGCUACCCUCAUAGAGCUCGAAACCCUCCUGUAUUCUUUAUUUAUUUUAUUUUUGAAUGGGGUAUAAAAUCAGUGAUUGGUCCUUACAAGUGUUAUAGACAUGAUUCAAUAAAAGAUACUUUUGUGGCGAAUUACAUUUUAGAAUGGAUUUAGGACUAAGGACUGAAUGUGAGGAGCAUAUAAAUAAUUUUUCCAACUAAUUUCAGAAUUGGAAAAAUGGUAAUAAUGUACUGUAUAUACAGAUUUAGCUAUAAAUCCUCUUCUGACGGUUCUGUUCAGUUCCUAUCCAAUUCAUAUGUAAUUUGCAGUACAGGGCUUCUGUCUCGCACUUUGAAUUAGUGUGUAUAAUCCUUUCCACCAUUGCAUGUGACUUGGUGAAAAACAAAGUCAUCUACAAAUAAAUCUAAUAAAUAGCUUAAAAAAAAUACAGAUUACAUAUGCGUCUUCUGAAAAUUUGGGGUUAAUUUCAAAUGUAGAAUGUGUAUGCUGUAAUAUUCCUUCAGUGAAGGCCUGUGCUCUCAUAGCUUCCUUGUCAAGCUAUUUAUUUCUGUAAAGUUUCUGUAUCUGCACAUUUCAUCACAAUAGAAUGAAUGUUAGAUGCUGCUGUCUUUCAGAAUUAUAAGUGGUUAGUUAUGCGUAAAUGCAUGAAUAA